UUCGUUGUCUAUAUCUCGUAAUAAGCAUUGGAAAUAUAUCUCGUCUUAUCAUGGACCAUGGCUUCAGCUUCCUUUGGAACUGCUUGAGUCGCUUUACAUGAUCAAUAAUGAUAAUGUUGCCACUCCGCCGCCACCAAUUGAUCCUAUUAUUUUUGGUAAUUUGAUAUCAAUUCGUCGAUUAGUCGAUGAGGCAGCCGAUUUAUCUGUUCGGGCCGCUUCAGGUGUAUCAACCACCGGUGGAGGACCGACAAGAAGCUCAAUGUCUCACACACGACAGCAUAGGAUGCGCGAGCUUGCAGUUAACAAAUUAGCACUUGCAUACCGGAUUGAUGAAAUUGCUACUGCGGUAGUAACAAUGCAGUCAGCCAGUGCAAUCGACGAAGUGGCUAGUAGAGUUUUGAAGAAAAAUUCGACGAAUCUAGAGGCGCUAUAUGUGAAUUUUUUUCAUGAAAAAAUUCCUUCGAGGAUUUCCCAAAAAUUUGGCACCAACCUAAUACUUUGCACCACUUUUUAUCCACCAUAUACAAGUAGAAUGCUAUCGCAAUCUACGUCCACCGAUAUACUCGAUAAAAUCAUUGCCACUUCUCCAACGACUCCCGAAUUUUAUCGUACGCGUGGUGUUGUAAAAUGUUUUAAAGAAGAAUUUGCGGGCGCUCUCCGAGAUUUCAAAACGGCUUUAGCGCAUACAAAACACAGAAAACGAGUAAAUAACGUUUUGUUAGGAAAAAAACCAACACUUCCUCUUCAUAACCAUCAUGGCAAUGAGGAUGACGAAUGCACAGGGACUGAGAGCCAAUUAUACUUUUUACGUGCUGCAUGUUAUUUACAAUAUGCUAUUAGUUUAGUAGAUAAAGCAAUUCAAAAAGUUGAUGGAGUAGAACGUAAAGACGGGGAAGGAAGUGAAUUAAGAUUAGUAGCAGUUAAAAAAGGUAAUAACAACGGAACCAAUAAUCAAGGCACUACUCCAAAACUCGAAGAAUAUAGAAAAGAACUCUUGCCAAUAAUGCACCAAGUACAAAGUUUGACAAGACGUUCAGUGAGAGAUUACACCCAUUUUUUGGGAUUUUAUCCUAGUUCUUUACCAUCAUUUUCAACUAGUGUUGAAGGUACAUCUAAGGCCAGCACUCCCAUUGCAUCAAGAGAUUCGUCUCCCGUAAGAUCAUUUAAAGAUAAAGAUGAUAAUUUAAGCCUACCUAUUAAUCCCACGGAUCAACAAUCAGAUCAAAAAACUACAGACAAGAACCCGUGGUAUGCUAUAGCUCUUAAUUAUGUACUUAUCGGUGACCUUCACACUGGCGCUUUGUGGCAUGCUCGUAUCGCUGAAAUGCACGAGUGUAUUGAAGGCUAUCCAGUCUUUCUUCCAGCGCGAUCAAUGGCGCAAGCGGAUUACAUGGAGGUCUUAGAACGUGUUAAGAAAGCCAAUAGUCUGGCCCAGCAUGAAAAGUUAAGAGAAUUGAAACAUCAACAUACUAAGAUGCUUUUAGCUUCUGCAGAAGAUGACAAGGAUAUGAUAGAAGGAAAGAAAGUUGCAGUAAAAAUUGGAAAAAAGUCCAAAAACGCUACGCAUAAUAAAAAUGGAAACUCUGUUACACCAGUUAUCGGUAUUGAUGGUCAGAGACAUCAUCCGUGUUGUCCUCUUGCACCUGGAAAUCAUCCAUCUUCUCCUAAAGAAAAUAACUACAAUCAAAAUCAUACCUCUUCAGUUUCUUCUGCCACUACUUCUAAUAGUAAUAGUUCCGUCGGUAAUUCUAAUGGUAAUUCCAAUGGUACUACAA
This is a messenger RNA of Dentiscutata heterogama, 1775 nucleotides long. NCBI's taxonomy places the organism in Eukaryota, Fungi, Glomeromycota, Glomeromycetes, Diversisporales, Gigasporaceae. The record is from the annotation of a GenBank genome assembly.